Messenger RNA from Chiloscyllium plagiosum (whitespotted bambooshark), 2491 nucleotides. NCBI's taxonomy places the organism in Eukaryota, Metazoa, Chordata, Chondrichthyes, Orectolobiformes, Hemiscylliidae. The record is from RefSeq and is a predicted model, not a curated record.
UCUCUGCUGCUUUCCAUUUCAAAAAGCAAACUUGGCAAUGACUAAAUACCAAGGAAAUCCUCUGUAUCUGCAAAAUCACAAGUUGCAAAUUCGCCCAUCCAUGUCAAAAAUGGUUAAUAUGUGGCAUCCAAGGGAUUAUGUCAGAUGGCUAACCUGUCUACAAUUCAGUGUAUGCUUGUGUAGUGGCCCACCUGAGAAGCCCUCAAAUUUGUCCUGCAUAACAUAUUAUGAUAAAAAUAUGACUUGUUGGUGGAAUCCAGGAAAAGACAAACACAUCACAAGCUCAUAUCAACUGAAGUUGUUCAUUCCUUCAAUUCCUUUACAAAGUUGCAUUCCAGAAAAUUCCAAGAACUCAUGCACAAUUUUUUAUCCAGAUCUUCGUUAUUAUGUUGAUUAUACCAUUUGGGUGGAGGCAAAAAAUAAUUUUGGGAAAACGGACUCAGAUCACCUAGUGUUGGACAUAAUGAAUUCAGUCAAGCCUGAACCCAUUUUUAUCAUGUCAAUACAACCUGGUCAUGGUUUGAGCAGAUCAUUGAUCGUGAAAUGGAAAAACCCUUUGAAAUUGCCAAAAGUGUUUCCACUGAAAUAUCACCUCCGAUAUCGAAUGGCUAGGACUGCAGACUGGAUUGAGGCUGAUCAAAAUGAAACCUCUCAUCAUGCAGAGUUUUUCAUGAUUAAAGGCCUAAGGCCAUUUACAAAGUAUAUUGUGGCAAUCCGUUGCAUGAAACAGGAUGGAAAAGGUUAUUGGAGUGAUUGGAGUUUGGAGAAAACAGGAACUACUUCUGAAGAUCGACCAUCUCAAGGGCCAAAUCUGUGGAUCGUAAAUAAAAAUCCAAAUUCACAAAAUAGACCAGUACUCAUCAUGUGGAAGGAACUGAGCAAAUCUGAGGCUAAUGGUAUCAUAAAAGGAUACCAAUUGAAGAUAAAAGAAAGAAAAAGUCAGGCAGUGAUGUGCAUCAACAGUACUAACCUGGAGUAUAGUCUCAUUCUUUCUGGAGAAUCAUACGUAAUAUCAAUUACUGCCUACAACUCAGUUGGAAACUCCCCCGAGUCUGUGCUCUUAGUGCCCUCAGCAAAUCAGAAAGAACUCCCAGCUGUGCAAUAUAUCAGUGCUGCCCCACAUAAUGACCAACUAAUGGUAGAAUGGAAAGCUCCUAGCUCCACUGUAAAUACGUACAUAGUUGAAUGGUGUGUGGCAGAUUCAGAUAGUAAUGAGUGCAGUGGACUAGUAGACUGGAUAUAUAAACCGAACACCACAAACAAGGCAUUUGUGAAAGAGAACGUACUGCCAUUUAAGCGCCAUAAGAUAUCAGUUUACCCUUUGUACAAUGAUGGUCCUGGAUCACCACUUUCAACAAAGGCAUAUCUAAAACAAGACUCUCCAGCAUUUGGUCCCUUUGUUCGUCUGAAGAAAACAGGAAAAACAACAGCUCAGUUGGAAUGGGAUGAAAUUCCGGUAAAUGAAAGGCGUGGAUUCAUCACAAAUUACACCAUCUUUUGCAAGAACGCUGAUGAAAAUGAAUCAUAUGUAACAGUGGACUCAGCAAAUCGACAACACACAUUGGUUAACUUAAAAAGCAAUACUUUGUACCGAGUAAUUGUCAUGGCUUCGACAACAAAGGGAAGUACAAAUGGUACAGCUAUCUCUUUCAAAACACUAGCCUUUGCGAAACAAGAAAUUGCAGCUAUCAUGUCAUCCACCAUCCUGGUUUCCCUGUCAGUCACUAUUAUGAUGUUAUUUGCGUAUUUUAUGAACAAGACUCCCAAAAAGAAUUGUCAGAAUGUCCCAGAUGCAGCAUACAGCCAUCUAACAAUACCAAAAUGUCAAACUAAGAAUAAUUUUGAUGGGAAAGAGCUGGGAAAGGCUUCUGAGAGCAUCGGAACUAUAGGACAGCAACAGCAAAGCAUUUUCAGUGAGGAGAAUGAAUCAUAUUGGAUCUAUUCAAGGAACACUGAAGAUCCAGCUGUGGUGGGGAGCUGCACAGGUCAGUUACCACCAUCUCAGAACCUACAGUCAAACAUGACUUGUCUGCUACUGAACUCUGAGGAGGAAUUUCAGAUGUAGGUUAAAAAGGAGUUGGAAUUCUGAAUCGCUACACAUGCACGGGCAAUAAUAUUGGAAAAAAUGUUGAAACCAUGAGUGUGGCCUUCAUGGCCUGGUGGCAACUAAAGUGAACUAGAAAAGUCUGACAGUAGAAAUAUUAUCAUCAUAUUGUUGAAAAAAAAUCCUAAAUUGCUCAGGAAGACAGUGGACAGACACCGCAGUUACUCCUUCCUUAUGUUGAAUCAUUUCCUUCACUGUAUCAAAUGUUCUGGGCUGGGACUGAAUCUUCAAAUGCCUGAAACCUGCAGUUCAAUGUCUAGAAGAAAUGAAAAAGAUGUCAAUCAAACCUAUUUUGAUGGAUAUGCUCAAUGACUGAAUGACGUGCUUAGAUCCACCAGUUUGUUUCCUCGUUUCAGAUUAAAUGCUAAUAUGAACAUUGCUGAAAAA